This is a messenger RNA of Verticillium alfalfae VaMs.102, 1188 nucleotides long. RefSeq lists its product as hypothetical. The record is from RefSeq and is a predicted model, not a curated record. The transcript is spliced from 2 exons. NCBI's taxonomy places the organism in Eukaryota, Fungi, Ascomycota, Sordariomycetes, Glomerellales, Plectosphaerellaceae. Bases 1 to 1188 code for a protein of 395 amino acids.
AUGAGCAUGCCAGGCUCCUUCAGCCCCCAUGCUCCCUCGAGCCCCAAGAUGGCCCCAACCGCCGCUGCGUCGUCUGCCUCUACGGGCGAUGUCAAGAAGCCGGAUGCCUUUCUGACGCCGCCUCUUCGCCUCGGCGAGUCUUCCGAUGCCUAUUCCCUCCACAGCACCAACGCCAAUGCACCUGGCCGAUUCUACGACGACGACCCCGCCGAGUUGCCUGGGAGUGGCGGCGACGAUGACGACCUGCCGCCUCUAUACACCGACGAGCCCUCGGCCGACGGCGUCCGCGAUCCUCUGCUCCAGAUCCAGGACCUGCACAGCAAGCAGCACGGCCUCGUGCCGCCCCAUCUCGUCGUGCCCGACACGGGCAACGAGUACCACAUCGACCGCCGCCUCGACGCCGACCCCUCGUUCCUCCAACGCCACAUCGAGGCGUGCGCCGAGAUACCGCCCCGUGCUUUUGUACGCCUGCGCGGCACCCACACGGAGCCCGUCCGCCGCGGCGACAAGACGGAGCGCCAGACGCACGUCGACUUUGACGUCCGCCUCGAGCUGACGCCCUUUCUCUACAGCGAUAUUGCCACGCACACGAGCUGGCGCACCCUGCGCACCGCCGACAACUUUGCCAAGGUCCGCCGCGGCACCGUCUUCGCCACGCGCGCCCCGGGUUUCGGCGGCGCCCGCGCCCCCGGCGGCGUCGUCACGGCCCUCGAGCAGGCCGCCCCGGCCUCGCCGAGUGGUGCCACCGCUACUGCGCCAGCCACGCCGGCCUCAAAGACGUUCCAGCUGCGCCGCGAGGUGACGGGCUGGAAACGAGGACCUCGUCCGGUCCAAGCUCGAGACGCUCAUCCGCGCCACCGGCUACCAGGGCCACGUCGCCGUCACCUUUCCCCUGCAGGGCGAGACGGUCACCGUCUACAACGACGCCGCCACGAACCGCUGGCGCCUGCUGCGCUGGUUGGUACAACAUGUGGGGCCCGCGCCGUCCGCCGCGCCGUCCUCGAGCGCAGGCAGGGCACCCUCGACCAGGGCGACCUCGUCGCCGCCGAGGGCGCCCAGGACGCCACCUUUGAGGGCCAGACCGAGGCGCAGGCCGUCGUCGGCAACGCCGUCGGCAAUUUCGUGCGCGCCGGCGUCAGCGCCAUGAAUGCGGUCAAUGUGCGGUUCGGCUGGGGCGGCGACCACUGA